Molecule: messenger RNA, 4100 nt
Organism: Hymenoscyphus albidus
Lineage: Eukaryota; Fungi; Ascomycota; Leotiomycetes; Helotiales; Helotiaceae
Source: the annotation of a GenBank genome assembly
AUUUCAGCUAUUUUCAUGACCUUUUGAAAGUUUGGACAACAGUACCUUUCAUCUUACGUCAUUUUUAUCACCUCAGAUUGGAGUAGUCUUGUCGUUCAUUACUGUAGAUCCACAAGUACUUAGGUUACGCCCAGCCUUUUCAGCGACGCGUGUGACGUUGCUGAGCCUCUCUCAACCUUGGGAGUCCUACACUCGUACACCUGCACUUCCACACUCCAGCUUGAUCAUCUUCUUGCACCACCAUCAUUUCGUCUUGUUUUCUUUCUGCUACUCGUACUCAUUUCCACUCUUUCCUGUACUCUGACUCUCCCUCUACACUAAAGCUUGAUGCUUCAGUCUGUAGUUCUCACACCGCUUUCCGACUAACCAGCCAUCAUCACCAUCACCGUUACUCUUGUUUUAGGUCAGACGCUACUGUACGAGUACUGGACUGUGCACCCCAGUCCCAGUCGCUGCGCAGCUAUCACGAAGCUCUGUAGUGGCGCUCUCCUUCAGGCAACAUCACGACCUACAACAACAAUCUCAAGAACGAUGCGAUCACGAAUAGGCACAGCCGUCCUAGUGACGCUGUCGCUGUCGCUGUCGCUGGCGAGCACAAGUUAUGCGGCUCUGAAUUAUAGCUCUAUCGAUAUGAUGCAGGCUCAGCUAUCGUUGAUGGGCGAUCGGCCAGAUAACUGUCCUCCAUGGUAUGCAUCGGCAUCAUUGUCCCCAACUCCCCACAAUUACUCACUCGUUAUAGCUUCAAUUGUCUUCUGCCAGCAUUCGAAUGCGGUCAAUUUUCCGAAUGCAAUAAGUUUAAUGGGAAAUGUUCUUGUCCCCCAGGAUAUGGUGGGGAUGAUUGUUUGCAACCAGGUAUGAAGCUGGUGAUAGCCUUGUAUGCUGUGGGCCUAUGCUGAUUGAAAUAGUUUGUGGUUCCCUAGCAGCUGGAAAGGACCGACCGAUGCGACAGAGUAACCACUGUGCCUGCGAAGAUGGAUGGGGAGGAAUCAAUUGCAAUGUGUGUCAAACCAACAAGGCAUGUAAUACUUUGAUGCCCGAGAACCAAGGUGGAGUCUGCUAUCAGAAUGGAGAAGUGGUCAAGGAGAAUUACCAAAUGUGCGACGUCACAAACAAGAAGAUUCUGGAUAUAUUGGACGGAAAGAAGCCUCAAGUUACAUUUACCUGCAACGCCCCAAAGGAGACUUGCGAUUUCCAGUGUAGGUUGACCCUAGAGGUAUCAUGAGGUAAUGCUAAUGAAACUAGUCUGGGUCGAUGAACAGGAAUCCUUCUACUGCUCCCUCGAUACUUGCAGCUCCAGCGCUCAAUUCGACCUCAACAAAAACAGUACCUCGUACCAAUGCAAAAAUGUUGCUUGUAAAUGUAUUCCCGAUCGAAUGCUCUGUGGUCAAGAUGGCUCAGUGGAUAUCUCCGACUUUUUGACUGAAGAGAUUCGUGGUCCAGCUUCUUUUAAUUGCGACCAAAAAAAUGGUGGAGAGAAUCAAUGUGUUUUCUCGGAACCCGAAAUGAACAAGUUGAUUUCAUCGGUAUUUGGGGAUGAUAGUAUCUUCAUCAACUGCGCUUCCGGAGAGUGUCUUUACGAAACAGAGGUCCCUGGCUUUGAAAGACCAAUUAAGAAGAUCAACACCCCUUUAAUUGCUGGUGUGAUUGCUGGGAGUGGUAUCUUUGUGGUUCUUGUCAUCUUACUUGUCUGGUACCUCUCUCGAAGACAAUUUAGACACGGUCCCAUCAACCUGGACGACUCUGAUGAUGAGAGUGCCAAACUUAUGACCGAUCAUAAACCUGCUUCAUUAUACUGGGAGAAUGUUUCGUAUCAUAUGAACGGGAAGAACAUUUUGAACAGCAUUCAAGGAGUUGCUCACCCUGGCGAGAUUAUGGCCAUCAUGGGAGCUUCUGGAGCAGGAAAAACAAGUUUCCUGGAUAUCUUGGCCAGAAAAAACAAGAGAGGUGUGGUUUCUGGUGAUUUUUACGUCAAUGGAGAAAAAGUCAAUGACACCGAGUACAAGAAUGUCGUUGGUUUCGUUGAUCAGGAAGAUACCAUGUUACCCACACUCACUGUUCACGAAACCAUCAUGACCAGUGCUCUCUUGCGACUUCCUCGUGACAUGACAAGAGUGGCAAAGGAGCAGAGAGUCCAUGAAGUUGAAAAACAACUUGGAAUCUCGGCUAUCAAAGAUUCUUUGAUUGGUUCUGAAGAAGGCAAAGGUCGUGGCAUCUCUGGUGGAGAAAAACGAAGAGUUGGUAUUGCAUGUGAACUUGUCACAAGUCCUAGCAUUUUAUUCCUCGAUGAACCUACCAGUGGUCUCGAUUCUUACAACGCUUUCAACGUCAUUGAGUGUCUUGUCACGUUGGCAAAAACCUACAAGCGAACCGUCAUUUUCACUAUCCAUCAACCAAGAUCAAAUAUCGUAUCUCUCUUCGAUAGGCUACUUCUCUUGGCCAAAGGAAGGGUUGUUUACUCUGGAGAAUUUGCCCAAUGUCAAGAAUAUUUUGAUAACAUCGGAUAUGCCUGCCCACCUGGAUUCAACAUUGCCGAUUAUCUUGUCGAUUUGACCAUGCAUGUUGGUACACCACGUACUCCUGUCGAUGAAGCGAUUCCCGGGUUGAAUGGAAGUAGCGCUCUUAGUGUUGGCCCAAGUAGCACUCGAGCUGUCAAGUCAAUCGCUAGCAUCUCUGGUGGCAGUAUAGAGGAAGGUGCCGGCAGUAGUAUUUCAGAAGUAACAACAAGGCCUAAAAGCAAACGAAAGGAUUCCGUUCGAGCCAAACAAGAAAGAGAGCUAUUCACCCGAAAGAAGAGUGGUAUGGAAACUCCAGCUUCUCAAGGCGAUGAUGCGCCAACAGACGUAAAUGCAAUUCGACUUCAAAGACAACAUGGUCAAGUUCCUCAACAAAUUCUCGAUGACACCGAUAACCUUCUUCCUUCUGCUGGUACUGAUCUGGAUGCCCUCGUCUCUGCUUAUACCAGUUCCGAUGUCGCGAAUAAUAUCCAUGACGAUAUUCACAAUGCCAUCGCAAAUGCUGAAACUGCCAAUGGAGCAAAUGGAAAUGUUAUUGGAGAUGGUAACGUCUAUACUAGUGCCAUGGGUAAAGGUUACGCUCGAGUUGGCCUUUUGAGACAAUUUGUCAUUCUCUCACAGCGAACUUGGAGAAAUCUUUACCGAAAUCCCAUGCUCAUGCUCACGCAUUAUGCUAUUGCGAUCUUGCUCGCCGUACUCUCCGGAUAUUUGUUUUACGGCUUGACUGAUGAUAUCCCUGGUUUCCAGAAUAGACUUGGAUUGUUCUUCUUCGUCCUUGCACUUUUCGGAUUCAGUACUUUGACAAGUUUGACUGUUUUUGCUGCCGAGCGACUAUUGUUCGUCAGAGAAAGAGCCAAUGGAUACUAUCAUCCUAUUACAUAUUUCGCUGCCAAAGUUAUCUUUGAUAUUGUCCCUCUUCGAAUUAUUCCACCAAUCAUUAUGGGGUCCAUCAUUUAUCCAAUGACUGGAUUGACUGCCGAUGCACCACAUUUCUUUCGAUUCAUUUUGGUUUUGGUUCUAUUCAAUCUUGCAGCAGCCGGUAUUUGUCUAUUUAUCGGAAUUGUCUGUAAAGAUAGUGGGGUUGCAAAUCUGAUUGGAAGUUUGGUCAUGCUCUUCAGCUUGUUGUUUGCCGGUCUACUUCUCAACCACAAUGCCAUUCCAGAAUCGGCUCUUUUCCUACAGUCACUGUCGAUCUUCCAUUAUGGAUUUGAAUCAUUGAUUGUAAAUGAAGUUGCGAUGUUGACUCUGGUUGACAAGAAAUACGGACUCGACAUUACCAUUCCAGGAGCUGCAAUCUUGAGUUCCUUUGGAUUCGACAAUGGAGCCCUUUGGAACGAUGUCACUAGCUUGGGAAUAUUCGCUGCUAGCUUCAUCGUUUUGGCGUACAUUGCGAUGCAUGUUUUAUUGGUAGAGAAGAGAUAGAAUAUGGAACGUGGGUGUAAUGUACGUAUGUACAGGGCUUUUAUUUCUUUUUCUUUUGUUGAUAUCGAGUUGCAUAUUUGGGGGGAUAUUGAGGCGUUUUGGGAAAUAUAUCAUGGUAUUCAAAUUCCUUUUUUUUGUCUUGAUUGGGGUGAGAGAUAUAGAUGG